AUGGCGCUACUGUGGACCCCGUACGCUGACGAAGCCCUGGACUUGAGCAAAGCCGCCGUGAAGGCAGAACCGGUGGUGGUGACGCCGAGCCCGCCUUACCUGCCCUACAUGCCAGCCACGACCAGCCCUGUGCCUUUUUACCCUAUGUACCAUGGGUACCCAGUGUCGCAAGUCUCUCCAAUGUAUCAUGGAUACCCCGUGCCAGAGAUGUCACCAAGCAGCAGCUCAGGACAGGAAGAAGCUAUGCUGUCUGGCAAUCGCAUGGCAGCGCUCUCGCCUCCUGACUCACCUGAAGCCGAUCACAGUCGCCAGAGCCUCACCAGACUGUCCAACCACGUCGACAUGGAGUUCCUUACCGAUGACCCGAACUAUCAGGCUUUCGAGCGUGACGCUUUAAGAGCUAUGGCUGAGAAAAACGGAGGAACUUUGCUCGGAAACAAUCCUCGUAUGCGCCGCUCCGUCCGCACCACGAAGGAGACAGUCGAUGACUCGUACAAGCAGCAGAGGGAGAGGAACAACUUCGCCGCCAAGCAGAGCAGAGACCGCAGGAAGCUGAGAGAAGUGAGGCUUGCCCUUAAAGUGACUUAUCUUGAAAAAGAAGCCGCAAAACUUAAGGCCAUGCUUGCUUCAGGGCUGUGCGUGAGAUGUAAUUCCUUCCGCGGAUAAAAUGGGAAGGAAAAAGGAUAUUUUGGAGUUUCGUGCAAUUUUCUAGAUAUAG
This is a messenger RNA of Cydia strobilella, 718 nucleotides long. RefSeq names its product D site-binding protein-like. The transcript has a single exon. The record is from RefSeq and is a predicted model, not a curated record. Gene Ontology annotation, molecular function: DNA-binding transcription factor activity. Lineage: Eukaryota; Metazoa; Arthropoda; Insecta; Lepidoptera; Tortricidae. Gene Ontology annotation, biological process: regulation of DNA-templated transcription. The coding region runs from base 1 to 666 and encodes 221 amino acids.